GCUUUCGUCGGCUCGGCAAUCUCCUCGUGUCCGUGCUGUUCCCCCGUCGGUGGAUACGCCCGCCAGCGUAGCCUGCGAGGUGUGUGCAAGUGGACGGCACGUUCCCAACGGCGACGUACGGCAUGAUGGCCUCACUACCGCCCCCACAGAUUUGAACUUCAAGCAACGGGACCGGUGCAGUGACCUCAUUGUUUGCUCUGAUCGUGUGAACGCAAAGUUGGUGGGCGUUUUGACCUGGCCCAAAGAAGUGUCAGCCGGUGUCAUCAUGCCGCUGUUUCCAAAGAGGCAGCCAUCGCUGCUGGCCAUGCACCUCCCGCUAAGGUCCACGAAGUCGAUACCCACCAUGGACCUCUUUCAGGCGAUCGCCGAGGGCAAGGAGGGUGUCUUGAGCCAGUACCUCGAAGACCUGAGUGACCCUAUCCGAAGACUGAAGGUCAAUGACCGCGACAAGAACACGGGCGCAACGCUGCUACACCAAGCCGUCAAGAUGAAGAACAACUCCAUUCUUGACAUGCUGCUCACAUAUGGCGCUGAUCCAAAUGUUAAGGAUAAGAUGGGUUUCACACCACUACAUUACGUCGCCAAGUUUGUGCGGCCGGAAAAAAGAAGGAGCAUAAUCCUGGCGUGCGAGGAUUCAGCUUCGCUCAUGAUUCAGACGCUCAUGUCGGCUGUAGGCACUGGUGCCAACGCCAUCGACGCUUGGGGCAUGACACCGCUGCACCAUGCAUCCUUAUCCGGGAAUAGCCACGUGGUGCGCUGCCUACUGCCCUACCCUAGCGUGGACAAAGAGGUGACGGACAAGCAAGGCCGCACGGCGCUCCACAACGCGGCCACUCUGGGCGACGCCGAGGUGGUGCGGCUUUUGCUGAGUCACGGCGCCAACAUCCAUGCCGUGGACAAGAAGGGCCUCACGCCGCUGCACAUCGCCGCCAAGGAGGGCAGCCUGCAGGCCGUGCGACUGUUCUGCCAGGAGAUACAGAAGGAGGAUAUCCCCGUGGCUCUCCUCUCAAGAAGAGACAAGCAGAACAAGACGCCCCUGCACUACGCCGUAGAGAACAACCACAUCGAAAUCGUGCGCUUCCUCUUAGAAAAAGGCGUCGACCCGAACUGCUCGUCGUCGACGGGCCACACGGCGCUGCACCUGGCCGCCAUGCGGGGCGGCGUGCCCAUGUGCCAGCUGCUCAUGGACCACGGCGCCGCCACCGACGUGCUGGCCGACGGCAACAAGACGCCCCUGUUCCUGGCGGCCACCAACGAUCGGCCGCUGAUCGUCGCCUUCCUGCUGGACGAAGGCGCCGGCAUCGAAGAUCGCGACGUGGAAGGCAACAGCCCCCUGCUCGGUGCCGUGGACAGCGGUAGCGUGGAGGUGGUGCGGUUGCUGCUGGAUCGCGGCGCCGACAUCGAGUCGCGGAACAACGACGACCGCAACGUUCUACACAUGGCCGUGCUCUCCAAGAACGAGGAUGUCCUUCAGGUGCUCCUUGGUGUCAAGGGAUCGGAACAACUGAUCAACAGGAAAGAUUGCGACGGGGACACUCCUCUUCACCAUGCAGCGCGCAAUGCAUUUCUCGAUAUCGUUCAGGUACUCUUAAAACAUGGCGCCAGAGCCUCUGCAAAGAACUCGAGUGAAGAGACAACUCUUCAUGCAGCUUGCCACUACAACUUUCCAAACGUGGUGCGCGAGAUCGUGAAGCAGGACGCUCGCCUGGUGAACGAGACGGACAUCCACUGGAACACGCCGCUGCACGUGGCGGCGCAGGGCGGCUUCAGCGAGACGGCCGCCAUAUUGGUGGAGGCCGGCGCCUACCUCGAGGCCAAGAACUACUACGAGUGGACGCCCCUUACGGUGGCCUGCAAGAACGGCGACUUCGACACCGUCUCCAACCUGCUGGGCGCCGGGGCGUCCGUCAACAGCGUCGACAAGAUGAAGAACAGGCCACUUCACAUCGCGGCUCAGUUUGGCAACGAGUCGGUUGUGAAGCUCCUGCUGGAUCGCAAAGACGUCAGGGACUUUGUCUGCAAGAGGAACGCCAACAAGGAAAACUGUCUCGACAUUGCCAUUGAGGAAGAGCACAGGGAUGUCGUCGAAGCGCUGCUGAAGAGCCGGUUCUGGAAGGAACUUCUUCAAAACUCGACGGAGAGCGAACAGUACGGAACUCAUCAGACUCCCCUGCGAAGCUUAAUUCGCACUAUGCCAGACUUGGCCACGCUCGUGUUCAACAGCUGCGUCAUGGUCGAAGCCGGCUCUGACGAGGACCCUAACAAAUCGGUCACGUACCAGUACCAGUUCCUGGACGACGCGUUCUGUGGUUGCGGGGCCGACGACUCAGGUGACGAGAGUGACUCGGACUCAGACUCGCCCGCCCCAGUGAGGAAAGUCUACGACGACAACGGCAACGUGCUUCCUAGUACGCCUCUCUAUUCUAAGGAUUUCGGUACCCUCAAGCAAAACCACCCACUCAUGAUCAUGGCAAACGAAAGGCGGCGCGCCCUACUGGGCCACGAACUGUGCAAGAGCCUCCUGCUGCACAAGUGGGAGAGCUACGGCCGCUACGUAUACUACAGCACCAUGUGCAUCUACCUGCUCUUCCUUGGAUGCCUCACGUCGUUCGCCAUGGGCACUCCGGCGCCAUGCCCGCUCGACUUCCCGCACUUCAACACCACCUGCUCGUUUAUCUCGCGAUACAAUACCUGCGCCGUCAUCGGUGAGGCAUCGGACGAAGGACAGUACAUGCAGACGGACUUCGCUAGGAAGGCUAAAAUUAUUAUAUUCAUGGUGUCUCUCGUAUUUCUACUGAAGGAGGUCUUCCAAAUGUACAACACGCGUUGGAACUACCUCGAUCUCGAAAACCUGUCGGAGUGGAGCUGCUACGUCUGUUCCCUGCUCUUCGUUUUCAACUUCACUGACUGUUCGGCAGCAACCGGCGUCCCAGAGCCUUGGCAGUGGCACCUGGGCGUCGUGUCUGUGUUCCUCAGCUGGGCCCUGCUGGUGAUCUACAUCAGGAAGCUUCCCUUUUUGGGAAUCUACGUCGUCAUGUUCACGAACGUUCUGAGCACCUUCUGCCAGUUCUUCAUGGUCUUCUUCCUCUUCAUUGUGGCCUUUGCCCUGACUUUCUUCGCACUUCUGCAGAAUCAGGCUCCGUUCGACACUCCGUGGAAGGCAAUCAUGAAGACCACAGUGAUGAUGAUUGGCGAGAUCGAGUACGACAGCAUAUUCACCGAGAACGUGCUGCCGUACGAGACCUCCUCGUACAUCCUGAUGGCCAUGUUCAUAGUACUCAUGACCAUCAUCACGUCCAACUUGCUCGUCGGUUUGGCAGUCGACGACAUCAAGGAGGUCCUAGAGCAAGCCGAGCUUAAGAGGCUCGGAAUGCAGGUGAAGCUCGUAUUGACAGUGGAAACAAUGCUGCCGACGUGGGUUCGACGCCGGGUCGUCGUGCAGAAGAGAACUGUGAAACCCAACAAGAAGACCAAGCUGGCCAUCUUGUUGCGGCGAAUGUUCGGCAUCAACGUCCAAACGGUUCAGCACAAAGGCCAAGACGAGAAAUACACGGUAGAAAAGGUCUACGAGCACCAGGAGGCCAUGGAGCGCAUGCUGAAACACCUCGAGGAGCGUAUGAACAUUCUCACCCAGCAGGGACACCGGCUGGAGAAGGCCCUCAACGCGCUGUCGCAUCGUCUCGAUGACGAUUCGGACAGCAGGUCUCGCUCGGCAAGAACUUCAUUGUCUAACGACUUUUGACCACACGGGUCAGCGGUGGUUCAUCGCCAACAGAGUAUUAUGUUCGCGUGUUCGUCCCGACAUGCCUACGCUUUGAGCGUAUGUGAAUAAAGAAGCCGUUUCGCAAA
Dermacentor andersoni is the source of this 3849-nucleotide messenger RNA. Its product is annotated as transient receptor potential cation channel subfamily A member 1 homolog. Gene Ontology annotation, cellular component: membrane; transmembrane transporter complex. The record is from RefSeq and is a predicted model, not a curated record. Gene Ontology annotation, molecular function: monoatomic ion channel activity; protein binding. Gene Ontology annotation, biological process: monoatomic ion transmembrane transport. NCBI's taxonomy places the organism in Eukaryota, Metazoa, Arthropoda, Arachnida, Ixodida, Ixodidae.